Messenger RNA from Paramecium octaurelia, 1326 nucleotides. NCBI's taxonomy places the organism in Eukaryota, Ciliophora, Oligohymenophorea, Peniculida, Parameciidae. The record is from the annotation of a GenBank genome assembly.
AUGUAAGGUGAUUUGAGGAUCAAUUUGGAUUUCUAAGAAUAAGAAUCAUUUUAUUCUGAUGAAGAUGAAGAAGAAGAAGGAAUAAAGAACUAUCAAAUCGGUCGUUUUCAUCCAGUUUUUAUUGGAGAAGUAUUUCAUGGACGAUAUGUGGUGAUACAGAAAUUAGGAUAUGGGAAUUUUUCAACGGUAUGGCUAGCAAAGGAUUUCAAAACAAAUACCUUUGUGGCUCUAAAAAUAUAAAGGAGUGCUCCCUAAUCUUAGGAAGCAGCCCUUGAUGAAAUUGAGAUACUAUAAACCAUAUAAAGAAAAUCUCGGAACAUCAAUAUUGUUAAAUUAUUGAAUGUAUUUGUUCACAAGGGAAUUUUUGGUAAUCAUUAUGUGUUGAUUUUCGAAAUUCUGGGUCAAAAUUUAUUAGAGUUGAUAAGGAAUUGUGAUAACGAUGGCUUAAAUUUGGAAUAAUGCAAAUCUAUUAUCAAACAAAUUCUUAUUGCUCUAGACUUUCUCCAUAGAGAAUGUGGGAUCAUCCACACUGAUUUAAAACCAGAAAAUAUCCUGCUGUGUCUCACAACUGAACAAAUUAAGGACAUCGUCGAAAAGGGCCAAAUUAAAUAGCGCCAAUAUUAUUCAGAAUAAUUGAACAAAUAUUCUAAGUUGUCUAAAUCAGAUAAAAAGAAAGAAAAAAGAAAAAGAUAAAAGGAGAAAAAAAAACUGCAAUCCAUCAAAUAUAAAUUAUAGUAAAUUGAUUCCAAUAAAAGGUAUAACGUUUUAUGAUGCGUAUUAGGAUCUUUCAAAUUAAAAUUGCUGAUUUUGGCAAUGCUUGCUGGGUAAAUCAUCGUAUGAGUGAAGUGAUUUAAACCUAGAAGUACAGAGCUCCAGAAGUAAUACUGGGUUAAUAUUAUGGAACAUCUGCAGAUAUAUGGAGUCUUGCUUGCAUUGCAUUUGAGCUGGUGACUGGAGACAGUUUAUUCGACACAGAAUUCGAAGAUUAUGAUACUCACCUAAAACAGAUUCAAGAAAUUUUGGGCCCUUUUCCAAUUGAGUUUACUUCAGUCGGAAAAUGUUGUAGAUCAUAUUUUAAACAUGAUGGAGAAUUGAGAAAUGUUAAAGUUAAACAUUAUUGUUCUUUAUAAUAGCUUUUGGUUAAAAAGUAAGAAAUUUCAAUUAAUGAGAUAUCAGAUGGAAAAUUUUGAAGCUGCUUAAUUUGCAGACUUUUUAUUACCAAUGUUAAAUGUAUUUUCUUACAAAAGAGCAACCGCAUCUUAAAUGCUCAAACACCCUUGGAUAAGUAAAUAAUAGUUCAAAUUUCAUUAUUUCAUUGAAGUGCCU